AACAAAUAAAAUCCUUCCACACCUAGCCCUAUGCCAAGUCUUCUUUGCUUUGCGUUGCGCGAGAAGACGAAGACGAAGAAAGACAGACGCACCUUCUUUCCUCCUCCUCCUCUUCUUCUUCUUCUUCUUCGUCGGCCGGUGAGAAAAUGAUAUCGUCGACUUUCUGCAAGUUUUCUCUGUAAAUCGUGAGAACAGAUCGAAUCGAAUCAAUCGUGGCCAACCAUGGUGAUGAAGGAGGUAGCGGGCGGGCCGAAUGCGAAAGCGAAAGCGAAGGCGAAGCCACCAUCAUCGGUGAAGAUAUUCGUAUAUGGAACUUUGAAACAGGGGUUCCCUAACCACCCCCUCCUGCAAGAUAUGAUGGCGACGGGCGACGCCAGCUUCCUCGGCUCCUGCCGCACCGUGCAGAGGCUCCCUCUCAUCUGCGGGCCCUACCGCGUCCCCUUCCUCCUAAACUUCCCGGGCCGGGGCCAGCGCGUCUUCGGCGAGCUCUACGCCGUGUCGGCCGCGGCGCUGGCCAAGAUCGACGAGCUGGAAGGCGUUGUGAAGGGGCACUACGAGAGGCUUGCGGUGGAGGUGGAGGUGGCAUUGGAGGGGGAGGAGGAGGCGGCGGCGGCGGAAGCCUACUACGGGCACCGGAGCUACGCGGAGGCGCUGUGGAGGAGGAGCGGGGAGGAGGGGUACGAUUGCUACACGGAGGGAGUGGCGGGGGGGUACGUGAGGCGCAAAGAUAGGCCGCACCACCUCACCUUCUUGGACCAUAUCCACCAUUACGUUUCUUCUUCUUCAGAUUCGUCGACAGUCCCAAAUUCUGAUUGAUUGAUUGAUUGAUUGAUGCAUCUAUGAGCCAUCAUCAUCUUUCAUUGUGUUAUUCCUUAAUGUAAUGUAAUGUAUGUAAUCAUGAUAUGCAACAACAGACAGACAGUAAGUCUAGUCCGCUUUGGCUCUCGAUUGAAUCUGCUGCUGCUGCUGCUGCUGCUGCAUUGUCA
Andrographis paniculata is the source of this 986-nucleotide messenger RNA. Its product is annotated as putative gamma-glutamylcyclotransferase At3g02910. Gene Ontology annotation, molecular function: gamma-glutamylaminecyclotransferase activity. The record is from RefSeq and is a predicted model, not a curated record. Lineage: Eukaryota; Viridiplantae; Streptophyta; Magnoliopsida; Lamiales; Acanthaceae. Bases 223 to 816 code for a protein of 197 amino acids. The transcript has 3 exons.